UUAAGAUUUCAGAAGAUGAAAUAAAUUUCGAAUUUACCUUUGGACGUGGAAAAAGUUUUUAAAUUUUCUAUAUAAAUGUUACAAUUUGCUUUCGGAUAUAAACCCUAAUCACAUUUGAUUUGGGACUGAUUGUUAUUAUUUAAUUUGUGAAUUUGCAAGUGGCAAACCCUUACUAUUGUUCUGUGUUGUGAAAUUAGGUUAAACUGAGCCCUAGAUAAUCAGCUGGAGCUAUUAAAUGGGAUAGAAAAAUUUGGGAGUUUUGAGAUCUUUAAUAAAAAUGGGUACUCUGGCUGAGUUUUCUUCGGCUGAUUCGAGGCUCCCAUGGCUUUGGAUAAUUGAGUAUUUAGCCGGCUUCAAGCAAGUAGAGACGUCCAUUAUACAUGAUUUGGUUGAAAUGGUGCCGGACUUGCCUGAGGAGUUAGCAAAAAAUAUGAGGGAAAUGGUUGCUUUGAGAUGUUUGGAGGAUUUGUUUGGUGCUAGUAAUGGACAUGCCAAUGAUGGUCUUUCUGAAAUGGUGGAAAAAGUUGGAUUUUCUUUAUCGGAAAGCUGUGAAGAUGUUCUUCAACACAUACUUCAGAAGUCAUCGGCAUUGGAUCGGCAAAGGGCUGGACCAGAGCUAUUGAAAUGGGAUGUUCAUCCCUUUAUUAUGCAUAAGAGAACUUCGAUCCCUAAAUGUGCUUUAGGACAGUUGAAAGAUGCAAUUCUUGGUGGUAUUAGUCCAUUGGCUGCCUCCUUGAUGGAAAGUAGUGGACUGAUGCAUGUAAAUGAGAAUGGUGGAACUUGCAUUGAUAAUGUUGAUCAUAAUGAAAGGACAUGGAGGGUUGAUGGGACUGGCACUGAUGCCCAAACAAUGGCAAAAAAUGCAAAUUUGAUUCCUCCAACCUGUGAAAAUGGGAAUGAACCAGCAGGAAAUAAUUCUCGUAACACAAGUUUAUUACCUUCUAAGAGCAUCAGAGAUGAGUCAAAUGACUUGGCUGCUGAAAAUGUGGCGGGGCACAAGUUUAUUAUCAAGACCAGAACAUCAACUGAUGCAUCUUCAUUGAGAGCACAGCGGAUGGAUUCUGCAGAUGAAUCCAAAGGUCAGAUUGGUGAAGAUGAAAUGUCAAGUGAUAAUGUUGAAUAUCACAAUGAGAUGAUUGAUGUUGCCAAGAAGAACAAUCAUUUCUUGAUUGCUCAAUGCUCAUUAGAUAAUGACUCCCUGGAAGCAACCGACAGGAUGGAACAUAACCUUUGUGUGAAGUGUAAUAAAGAUGGUCAGUUGUUAGUUUGUAGCACCACUAGUUGUCCAUUGGUGGUUCAUGAGAAUUGCUUGGGUUCUCCUGCAAAUUUUGAUAAAAAGGGAAAGUUCUACUGCCCUUUUUGUGCAUAUUCGACAGCAAUUUCUGAGUAUCUGGAAGCUAAGAAAAAAACCUCCUUGGCAAGGAAAGAGCUGGCUGUGUUUAUGUGUAUGGAAUUGGUGCAGCAUCCGGAGAAACUUGCUAAGAGAUUACCCAGGAAAGUGCACAGUCAUUCAACACAUAAUGGAGAUGUGGAAAUUUGUGAAAAUGGUCAUUUGGGAGGGCAAGAACAUAAUCAAGUGAAACAAGAUGUUCAAGAUGUACAUGAUGUCAGUGAUCGUCUAUGUCAGGAAAGUAUCGGUAAUAGGCAACAAUCAGAGCCUUCUGCAUCAUUAUCUAUUGGCAAUUUACCUUGUAGAGAAGAAGCAGCAAAUGCAAUUAGUGAAACAGUUUGUGUUCCUAAUGGAGAGAAGGCAGGGAAAGAAAAUUUAGUUAAAGAGUGCCCAUUUUUAAGAGUGCUUGAAGGACAACAGAUUCAAGCACCGGCUAACCAUAGUUCCAACAGUGAUGAUCUAACCUCUAUAAGUGCUGAUGAUACCUCUGUGGAUGAGAGAGAAGCUGAAGGAGGAAUUCCGAAGGAAGAUUUCCAGCAAGCGAAUAAUAUUUUACAGGAGAAACCUGUUUUUGCUCUUAAUAUUGAUGGAGAUCAUACCUCUGAAUCGGAAAACGAAUUUUCUAAUUACUGCAUACGAUUCCGUAGGCGAGAAAGGCAUACAUCCCCAGCCAAUGUUCAGUUGAGACGAAAGAAAGUACCAUGGACAGCUAAAGAAGAAGAGAUGCUUAAGAUGGGGGUGCAGAAAUUUACUAGUGUCAAUGACAGAAAUAUCCCAUGGAAGAAGAUUUUGGAAUUUGGUAGUUCCGUGUUUCUGAUGGGUCGUACAACAAUUGACCUGAAAGAUAAAUGGAGAAAUAUGUGCAAAGGAAGCCCAAGGGCCAAAUAAGGUGUUGUCAUUCUGGUUGGUUUUCUCAUGUAAAUACAUAAAAUUAUUUUUGUCCACAUCUCAAAUCUCAUUUCAUAGGGGACCAGGUAUUUAUCUUGCUUCUAAAAGUAAAGGAUUAUGUUAAUAUAAAACUGAUGUGAUAUUGUAGUUGUAGGCUUGUAGCAAAGUUUUACUUCUUGAUAACCAUUUUUUGUAGAUGACAUGACGCGUCCUAAGAGGAUGGAAGCUUGUAAAGACAUGUCUUGACUGUCUCUUUGUUUCUGAUUAUAUUUAUUGGUUAUGAAAACCUUAGUGAAGU
Messenger RNA from Pistacia vera, 2576 nucleotides. RefSeq lists its product as uncharacterized. NCBI's taxonomy places the organism in Eukaryota, Viridiplantae, Streptophyta, Magnoliopsida, Sapindales, Anacardiaceae. The transcript is spliced from 6 exons. Bases 278 to 2278 code for a protein of 666 amino acids. The record is from RefSeq and is a predicted model, not a curated record.